CUCCCACAUCGACGCCACUCCCCGCCAUUCAUUUAUUUUUCUGUUUCUUUUCAAACACACUCCCAAUUUUUCAAAAUCAAAUUCUCAUUCUCCGCCUCCUCCUCUUCUCCUUCUCGCCACCGUCCACGCCCGCGCUCUGUUCGUAGUUUCGAAUUUUCAUUACCUUCUUCUAAAACUGUACUCAAUAAACCUCUACCUCUUACUUUUCAUUUCCUUGGCUAUGGACUCGAAGCAGGGGACUGGCAAUUACGAGGAAGAGUGUUCGACGCCGACCCGGUGGGAGUGUCGGAUUCCGGCGGUCUUUAACUGUCCUCCGCCCCCGAAGAAAAAGAAUGCAACUGCUGGAAAGAAGCGGGAACCACCGAAACAUGGCUAUUUUCAGCCACCUGAUCUUGAGGCUCUGUUUUCUAUUCCUCCCAGAAGGGAAGCCUGCGCUUAAAUUUUAUGCUCUGUUUUAGGGUUUUAAGGAAAUGGGUUUUUCUUUUUUUGCUUCUUCUUCUGUUUGAUUAGAUUGUUCUAUUGAAUUGUGAAUACAUUUUGAGAGUUUGAAAGUUGAUUUGGGUUUUUUUUUUUUAGGUUGCCAUUUAUGAGAAUUUGUAUUGAGAAUGGAAGAAUCUUGGGUUGAAAUAUUAUGGGUUAGUUUUAAUUGGGGAAACAUAAAACUUCAUGUUUCUCAUUAUUGGAUUUUAUUUAGAUUGCUAAAUUUACUUGAUAAUCAUAGUCUGUAUUGCCUUUUCACUAGCAAAUUCAUAUUUAAAUCCUUA
Molecule: messenger RNA, 764 nt
Organism: Cucumis sativus (cucumber)
Lineage: Eukaryota; Viridiplantae; Streptophyta; Magnoliopsida; Cucurbitales; Cucurbitaceae
Product: cyclin-dependent protein kinase inhibitor SMR4
Exons: 1
Coding region: 221-439 (72 amino acids)
Biological process (GO): regulation of DNA endoreduplication
Source: RefSeq, a predicted model, not a curated record